Messenger RNA from Monosiga brevicollis MX1, 1547 nucleotides. RefSeq lists its product as uncharacterized. NCBI's taxonomy places the organism in Eukaryota, Choanoflagellata, Craspedida, Salpingoecidae. The coding region runs from base 13 to 1467 and encodes 484 amino acids. The record is from RefSeq and is a predicted model, not a curated record. Gene Ontology annotation, cellular component: nucleus; cytoplasm. The transcript has 14 exons. Gene Ontology annotation, molecular function: phosphatase activity. Gene Ontology annotation, biological process: DNA damage response.
AACAUUCAAAACAUGGCAGCGAGCGAGACGGAGGCGGUCGAGGAGGCACCGGCGUUGACGUUUAUUGGAUACGGGGCCUUUGGAGAGGACACGCUGCGUGUGCGCAUGCCGACAAUCUUGACCAAGGCGAUUGACUUUAUGUACCGGCGCCUGCAUGCGCCUGACGCGAGCACGGCGACCGAUGACGAGGAGGCCAGCGCGCGCCGUGCCAUUGGCAUCUUGAGUAAGCUCAAAUAUGAGAUGCAGACUGGCAAACCCAUGCCUCCCAUUGAAGAUGGAGCUUCGGACCAAGCCGCCUGGAAUCAAGCUUUGAAGGAGGCAAUGGGCCCCGAAGGCGAACCUCCGCGGUGGUGGCAUGCACCCUGGCUGCUGUCAGAGUGCUACAUGUAUCGUCGUAUCCACCAGGCGUGUGCCCAGGCGCCGCUGCUGGCUGACAUGGACGUCUUUCAGGAAGCCAAGGACGAUGCGUUUGCCUGCUCGAUGGAGAGCAUGGAAGCUUUGGGCGCGUUUACCCUUCGUGCGGUGGAUCCAGAGGCGCUGGCUGACCAGGCGUCGCGCCGGAACGCCUUCGAAGUGAUGCUGCAGUUUUCCUUGUGGGGCAACAAAAGUGACUUAUCGCUCAUGGCUGAGUUCGACGGUCGCACCUCCCUGUCACAUCUUCAGGCGGGUUCAGAGGCUCAUUUACAGGAGCUGCGCUCUUUCAUCCUGCAAAAUGACUUUGAGGACGUCUGGGACCGCUUGUCGACUCUAGCGGGCGCUCGGAUCGAUGUGGUGCUGGACAAUAGUGGCUUUGAGCUUUUCACAGACUUGUGCUUGGCACAUUGGAUGACAGCGGGGGGCUAUGCGAGCACAGUUCACUUCCAUGGCAAAGCCAUGCCGUGGUUUGUAAGCGACGUGACAGAAUCAGACCUUGUCUGGACGUUGAACGAGCUCGGGCGCCAGCCAGCCGGAUCUGCAUUGCAGUGCUUGGCCCUUCAGUGGAAACGUUUCAUUCGAGAUGGAACCUGGCAAUUUUCCGCGGCCGAUGGUCAGACUGAGCCCUUUGUUAUGAUCUGGCAUGAUCAGAGCCUUGCAAAGUCGCUUCGUGACACGGCUGGUCAGGGCAUGACGGGUCGUAGGGAUGAAUUUUGGACGUAUCCGCAUGCUUUUCACCAAAUGGCCGAGGUUCGUCCACAGCUCUACAGUGAUCUGGGCCAAAGCCAGCUGAUCCUGUUCAAGGGGGAUCUCAACUAUCGCAAGCUGGUGGGGGACCGGGCCUGGUCACCGACGACGCCCUUUUCGAAAGCACUACAAGGGUUUUGCCCGGCCCCGUUGUGUGCGCUGCGCGCACUCAAGUGCAACACGGUGGCUGGUCUCACAGCCGACAAGGUUGACGAGGCACAAGCCCAGGAACCCAACUUUAUGACUAUCGGUCGCUUCGCGGUUGUGCAGUUCUUUGAUCCAAGCAAGGCGUCGGACUGUGCCUAGCCAUCAUCGGUUCAACCAAAUCUGGGAUGCUUCCCCAAAAAAAACGAUGAGGCGAUUUGUGAAUUGAUCAACACUCGUUU